Aureococcus anophagefferens is the source of this 906-nucleotide messenger RNA. RefSeq lists its product as hypothetical. Lineage: Eukaryota; Pelagophyceae; Pelagomonadales; Pelagomonadaceae. Gene Ontology annotation, biological process: protein phosphorylation. Gene Ontology annotation, molecular function: ATP binding; protein kinase activity. The annotation marks the transcript as partial. The transcript has a single exon. The record is from RefSeq and is a predicted model, not a curated record.
UACACGCUGCGCAUCGUCUCGAAGCGCAAGGUCUUCGCCAAGAGCUGGGACCAGGGCUUGUUGCGCGAGCGCGCGAUCCUGACGUCGAAGAUCGGCGAGAGCCCCUUCGUCGCCCGGUGCCUCGCGACGGGCUCGAAUAGGGCCAAGUGCGUCGUCUUGGCGGAAGCGUUGCCCGGCGGCGACCUCUACGGCCUGCUGCACGAGCCGGGCGACGACCUCGACGCGCACCACCUCUUCGGCGGCGACACGCCGGCCGUGCGCUACUACGCCGGCUGCGCUUUACGGGGCGUCGAGCAUUUGCAUUCCCACGGCGUCGCGCACCGCGCGGUCGCGCCCGAGCACCUCUGGAUCGACGCGCGGGGCGCGCUCAAGCUCCACGAGCUGCCCUGCGCCGUGCGCCUGGCCGCGGCGGACCGCACGAACACGCUCUGCGGCGUGCCCGAGUACGUCGCGCCCGAGGUCGUCCUCGCCGCGGGCCACGACCACGCCGUCGACCUCUGGGCGCUCGGCGUUUUGGUCUUCGAGCUCGUGUCGCGGCGCGCGCUCUUCGCGCGGAGCGGCGACACGCCCGCGCGCCUCUUCGCGCGCGUCGUCGACCCGGGCAAGACGCUCAAGUCCGUCUGGUCCGCGACGUCCAACUACGCGGCGCUCGUGACGGGCCUCGUGAAGCCGCGACCCGCGGAGCGCCUCGGCGCGAAGCACGACGGCUUCGCCGAGCUCUGGGACCACAAGUUCUUCCGCCACGUCGACCCGACCCGCGACCUCGGGCCGGACAGGGCGCCCUGGACGCCGCCGCGGUUGCAGGGCGCGAAGGACUCGCCCAACGACCCGCUCCAGCACGACGACGACGACGACGACGACGACGAGCUCCCGCUCCCGCCCCUCUCCUUCCUGCCCGGGUACUAG